Molecule: messenger RNA, 3646 nt
Organism: Xyrauchen texanus (razorback sucker)
Lineage: Eukaryota; Metazoa; Chordata; Actinopteri; Cypriniformes; Catostomidae
Product: interphotoreceptor matrix proteoglycan 1-like
Exons: 18
Coding region: 205-3252 (1015 amino acids)
Biological process (GO): visual perception
Source: RefSeq, a predicted model, not a curated record
UAACAAAUCUGCACCCAAGAACCUGUAACAUUGUUGUGGAAUACUCCUAAACCUAGUGCCCUUACAUAGCCCCUUCCAUGGAAGCCCGGACACAUAAUCACUGGAACUCUCUCACCCUUGAACGUGAGAUAAAUCAACGUGGACAACUUACAGUUAUUUCCAAAUGAGUGACUUUACAUCCAAAAGGGCAUAAUCUACAGCAACAUGCCAUUGAAAACAGGAUUAUUUCUCAUUCUGUUCUUGUUUACCCUGCAAGCCACCAGAAUCAAAGAUCUCAACGUUGACAACUUCAUUCUCUGGAUCAGAAAUGUGAAGUACAGGCACUUCCUGGAGACUCCAUGGCCCUUCAAACCAUUGACAGAUGGCAGAGUUUCACUUUCUCUAGACAGGCAUAGAGCAAAGAGAUCUGCGCUGUUUAGUACAGGGGUGAAACUGUGUCCUCAGGAGAGAAUGGCAGAGGUCAUCACCAGCCAUAAAGCCUACUACAAACUAAGAGUUUGUCAAGAAGCUGUGUGGGAGGCCUUCCGGAUCUUUCUUGACAGAGUUCCUGACACCAUGGAGUACCAUCAGUGGGUGUAUGCCUGCCAGAGAGACUCACUUUGCAUGGAUGAUUUGGCCCAAAAUUUUAGUAGCACACAGGAGCAUCUUGCCAUGGUAGCCAGUAGAGUGAAUACUCAAGAUGAACAGGAGAGGUCUCUCACACCUGCACCAGGUGAAAAAUGUUCAAAGAGUCCUGCUGAGCUUUUCAUCAUGGAGUCUGACAGUGAAACAGGGGCACCAGAUGUUAUCCCUCAGAGGGUGGCAGAGCACAUUGUGGAGUUCGGCAUGACUGUAGUAGACCCCAGCUACAGUCAAAUUCUGAGUGAUCCAGGCAGCCCUCAAUAUGAAGACAUCACUCGUAGUCUCCAUGAGCAGAUGCAGCAUGUUUUCAACAAACUUCCUGGGUUUAAAGAGAUUCGAGAGUUGGGAUUUCGAGCUGGAGGUUCAACAGCAUGGUAUGCUGUGGUGUUUGAGACUGAUGGAGUGAGGGCCACAGGGGACACAGUGUCAGCUGAUGAAUCUGGCAUGGAGGGAGUCCUAAAGGGCAUGGUGACCAAGGCUCUAAGUGAGGACACAUUUCUACCUGUGGACGUGCUUUCUCUUACUUUCCAGCCAGACUCUCCAACAGCAGAGGAGCAGGGGAACACAAGAUCAAGUACUCAGGAAUCAGAAGAAACAGGAUUUUUACCUGGGGAAAUUAGUACAGAGUCCACAGAAGUCACCUCUGAGGAGACUAUAAAUUCUUCUGGGAGUACUGGCCUCUCUUCUGGAGAUCUAGGCCCUGAUACAACUAAAGUAGGGUUGGGAUCUCCAAGAACCACUACAGUGGAUUACCCAUCAAAGACGUCUGAAGUCCAAGAGGAUGUUGGAAAUGAAAUUGUUGCCACAGCUGCCUCACUAGACUUGGAUUCUUUUGAAGUAGCAAAAAAAUCUACUUCAACUCAGCCAGAAAUGGAUUUUGAUAUGACACCAGGGGCCUAUCCAGCAGAGGCAACAUCAUCAAUCAUGGCAUCCCUAACCCUGACUGAGCGACCUCAAGAAGCUAACUUUCAAGAAGAUUACUCAUUUGGCUACACUGAACCUUUAGAGACCCUUACCGAAGGUCCAUCUUCACACCCUACAAGUCAAAUUGAGAGCCCAGAGUCGCCCGUCACAAUUGACCGCAGUGACCAUGUUGAGUCCCAAUCUGUACCUGACAAUGUAGAGAUACUUCAUCCGAAGGGGUCACCUUCACCCACUCCAGAACCAACUGUCCCUGCAGCAAUUUCUUCAGGUGUAACGGGCGCUGCAGGACCCAUUUCACACGUGACGUCUGACAGUUUCCUGGAUGAAGAGGGACAGCCGCUCUGGACUUCUUCACCUCCACAACGUGAAGGUGUUACAGAAAAUGACACUGACAUAAAAGAGGACUUAGAACAGUCAGACAAAGACACUGAGGACUUUGGGAGUGGAUUACCCUCAGAAAAAGACAAGCACCCACAAUCCUCAGCCACUCUUCUAGGCCAUGUUACGACUCCUUCAGUGAUGGCUUCUAACCAGGCCAAAGAGUUAGUGGUGUUUUUUAGCUUACGUGUGACUAAUAUGAUGUUUUCAGAGGAUCUUUUCAACAAGAGUUCUCCCGAGUACAAAUCGCUGGAAAACACAUUUCUCGAACUGAGACAAUUCUUUGAACCAAGUGACUCGCCAAACCCUGAGUCCUCUAGUCCACAGACUGAAAGAGAACAGAGGAUUUUAGCCUCAAUACCGCUCCUGCCAUAUCUACAGUCCAACCUGACUGGAUUUAAGGAGCUGGAAAUUCUGAACUUCAAGAACGGUAGUGUGGUUGUCAAUAGCAAGAUGAAAUUAGCCAAACCAGUUCCAUACAAUGCUACAGAAACGGUACACUGCUUACUUGAGGACUUCUGCAAUGCUGCGUCUAAGAGACUUGACAUGGAAAUUGACUCUCAAUCAGUGGACGUGGAAGCAGCAGAUCAUGGUGAUCCAUGUAAGUUUUUGGCAUGCAACGAGUUCUCUCGCUGCGUGGUCAACACGCUAACCACAGAGCCCGAGUGUCUCUGUGAUCCAGGCUAUAGUACAAUGGAUGACCUUCCCUGCAUGAGCAUCUGUGACCUACAGCCGGAAUACUGUCUGAACGGAGGCCAGUGUGAAAUCAUACCCAGACAUGGAGCUACCUGCAGAUGUCCUGUAGGUAAAUUCUGGCACUACCAUGGAGAACGUUGCAACGAACUGGUUUCUGUGCCAGCUGACCCUCUCCUUUUCGUAGCCUGCCUGGUGGGGAGCCUCUCUGUGGUUUGUGCUGUGAUAGGCAUCUUGAUUUUCAUUAACAAGAAAUGUAUACGGACCAGAAAGACCUUGACGCUUGUGCGUUCACAAUCUCCAUUCCCAUUUGGUAAUACUAUGAGAAUAAAUCCAGUUUUUGAGAAUGACGAUGGGGUCUUAACACAUGUGUCAAGCAUCCUCUGUCCCAUGAGCUCUGACUCAGGCUCCUUACAACACUCAGACCAAGGCACAUUUCGAUCACUUGAAAGUAUACAGCUUAGUAUUGAGAUCCCCAGACAACUCUACACCAGAAGAUCGGAAAAGUUAGUGUCAGAAAUGGGUGACUUCCAUCAGGGUUUACCACAUAACGAGGCAUGGCAGAUGUCCAGCAGGUCCUCUUGCAGUCUUUUGAGGAGUCCUGAUAGUGAAGGCUUUGAAGUGACUGUUUUAUGAUGUCCAGAAGCUAUUUUUAAGCUAAACAUGGCUCCAAAGCUAUUCAAUGCUUCUAAAGGCAACUAAUCUUUGCGGAUUCUUGUAGACAUUUGGUGAGUGUAUGGCACAACCACUCAACUCAAUGAUCAGCCAUACUCUUCAAAUACAGAACAGUUUGUAACAAACUUAAAUAACUGAUUUUGAUCUGUCCUGAGCCUAUUUGUAAUUGUACCUGCACAAAAGAAAAUAUUAUUUGAGACAUGUAAUAUGUUGGUUGUUUUGAACCCUUGUCAAAGGUGCGUUUCCUCCCUCACAAUGAGGUAUUUAUUUACAAAUGGAUACACUGGGUGGUAUCAUAUAUACAAAAUAAUGGUAACCUCUUUUUAACCUCUUGACUGAAUGUAACGGAAUGUAU